UCCCAGAGCUGGGGCUGGAGGCCCGCGGUGCCGGGGAGUCUCGCCCCAGCCGGGAAGAAAGCUGCUUCCACUGGGACGAUGCCCCCUUCUGCUGGAAAGCGGUAAUGCCCACGGCCGCCACCAGGUAGAACCUACAAGACAGCAACCUGGACACCUCUUGACAUGGAAAUACAGUGAUAUAAUAGACAAGAAGAAACACUGGAUAGCAUCUUCCAGAUUCCAGGUGGCCUUAUUUGGGCGAAUCGCUCCUGACCUUAUUCCUGUGAUGGAGGAUUCAGGAAUCCAUCGAGGCAUCUGGGAGGGAGAUGCCAAAGCUGUCCAACAAUGUCUGACAGAUAUUUUUACCAGUGUCUACACAACCUGCGACAUCCCAGAGAAUGCUAUAUUCGGUCCUUGUGUCCUGAGCCACACUUCCCUGUAUGACAGCAUAGCUUUCGUUGCUCUCAAGUCCACGGACAAGAGGACAGUACCUUACAUCUUCCGAGUAGACACAUCAGCGGCAAAUGGUUCCACAGAAGGUCUCAUGUGGCUGCGGCUGGUCCAAUCAGCCAGAGAUAAGGAAGAGCAGAACCUAGAAGCCUAUAUCAAAAAUGGACAGUUGUUCUACCGCUCUCUCCGCAGGAUUGCCAAAGAUGAGGAAUUGCUAGUUUGGUACGGGAAAGAACUGACUGAGUUACUCUUGCUGUGCCCCUCUAGAUCCCACAACAAGAUGAAUGGGUCGUCCCCUUACACAUGCCUGGAAUGCAGCCAGCGUUUCCAGUUUGAGUUCCCUUAUGUAGCGCAUGUGCGUUUCCGCUGCCCCAAGAGACUUCACAGCGCUGACCUGAGUCCCCACGACGAGCGAGGCGGCGGCGCGGGCACCAAGGACCACGGGGGAGGCGGCGGCGGCAAGGAGCAGCAGUCGCCGCAGCAGGAGGCGCCCUUGGGACCCGGCCCCAAGUUCUGCAAAGCUGGCCCGAUCCACCACUACCCUGCUCCGUCCCCCGACGGCAGCAACCCGCCGGCCGCCGCGGGUGCAGGCAGCGCGAAGCCGUCCACGGACUUUCACAACCUGGCCCGGGAACUGGAAAACUCCCGGGGCGGCAGCAGCUGCUCGGCUGCCCCGAGUCUCGGCGGCGGCGGCGGCACCGGCCAGCAGGAGGCGGAGCUGAGUCCCGACGGCGUGGCCGCGGGCGGCUGCAAGGGGAAGAGGAAAUUCCCCGAGGAGGCCGCGGAGGGCGGCGGCGGCGGCGGCGGCGGUGCGGGACUGGCGGGAGGCCGGGCCCGCUUCUCCGAGCGACAGCUCCCGGUCUCCAAGGAGGACCUGGUGUGCACGCCGCAGCAGUACCGCGGCGCGGGCAGCUUCUUCGGCCUGGAGGAGAACGGACGGCUCUUCGCGCCGCCCAGCCCGGAGACCGGCGAGGCAAAGCGUAGCGCCUUCGUGGAGGUGAAGAAGACGGGCCGCGCGGCCGGCCUGCAGGAGGAGGCGCCCGGGGACGGCGGGGGCGCCGCGCCCGAAGACCAGGACGCGGGAGGCGGAGGAGGCAGCGGAGGCCCGUCCACCCCAGCGGCGGCGGCGGCCGCGGCGGCAUCGCCGGUGGGCGCCGACAAGCUGCUGGCCCCCCGGCCCGGGGGCGGCGCGAUGCCCGGCCGGCUGGAGGACGGCAGUCCGGCGCGGGGCAGCGCCUUCACGUCGGUGCCGCAGCUGGGCGGCGCGGGGGGCGGCGGCGCGGCGGGGGGCGCGGCGGCCGGGGGCGCGGGCCCCGGAGCGCCGGCGGACGAGCGCAAGAGCGCCUUCUCGCAGCCCGCGCGCUCCUUCGCGCAGCUGCCGCCGCUCGUGCUGGGCCAGAAGCUGGGGGCACUCGAGCCUUGCCACCCGGGCGACGGCGUGGGCCCCGCCAGACUCUACCCGGCCGCCGCCGCCGCCGCCGCCGACCCGCUGGCCGUGAAGCUCCAGGGGGACCUGAACGGAGGGGGCUGCGGGGCGCUGCCGGGCGGCGGGGGCGGCCUGCCCAAGCAGAGCCCCUUCCUCUACGCCACGGCCUUCUGGCCCAAGAGCUCGGCGGCCGCAGCGGCGGCGGCGGCGGCGGCGGCGGCCGGGCCUCUCCAGCUGCAGCUGCCCUCGGCGCUCACGCUGCUGCCGCCCUCCUUCACCUCGCUCUGCCUGCCCGCGCAGAACUGGUGCGCCAAGUGCAACGCCUCCUUCCGCAUGACCUCAGACCUGGUCUACCACAUGAGGUCGCACCACAAGAAGGAGUACGCCAUGGAGCCCCUGGUGAAGCGGCGGCGGGAGGAAAAACUCAAGUGCCCCAUCUGCAACGAGUCGUUCAGGGAACGCCACCACCUCUCCAGGCACAUGACUUCGCAUAAUUGACUCGCGAAGGACCAGCCUCCCCCCCAGCCCCCGCCUCCCCGCCACCGGCCUUCCAUCCGCGUGCACGCGCUGUUCAGAGCCACCUGCGGGAGCGAACACGCGAGGACGCCCACCCCUCCCUUGCGCCCCCAAAACUCUGCAACCAAACACACGAGUACACAUUCGCGCCUCCCCCCACACACCACCCCGCUCCCAGGAACCUUCUCGUCCAAUGUUCAAUACGGGAAACACACACACACUCUCUCUCUCUCUCUGACACACACACUCUAGGUUGGUGGAUUUUUGAUUGGGUGGGUUGUUUCAGGGGGAUUUCUUUUGAAUGCACGCAUUUUCACUUUCCCCCAAACAAAGGUACAUUUAAAAAAAUGUCAUAUAUUGCAGCAUAUUGAUGCACUUGUCAUACGUUUCUACUUAAAAUAUUAAGCACUUAUGGUGUAGAUGUAAUAAUUAUAUGUAAGGGCAAAAUUUAUUUUAGAUAUAAAGUAAUGAAGAAAGGGGAAAUGGUUCCUGCAUUUCCUGAUGACAGCUGUGUUCUUAUGAAAAAUAAACAAAAUGCAUAAAAAGGGGAUAAUCAUUCAAUUUAAGUUUCCAGGGGGAAGUGCAUGUAUCAUGGAAUUAUUAAGGACUUCAAUGAAGAAUGUCAUCAAUUAUGUAAAUAUGUAUUUCCUUUUACUACAAACUGUAAUUUUGUGCCAGUGAAAUGGAGUCCGAAUAGUUAUGUGUUUUUUUUUUU
This is a messenger RNA of Jaculus jaculus (lesser Egyptian jerboa), 3086 nucleotides long. RefSeq names its product PR/SET domain 8 (gene Prdm8). Gene Ontology annotation, biological process: regulation of DNA-templated transcription. Gene Ontology annotation, cellular component: nucleus. The coding region runs from base 266 to 2353 and encodes 695 amino acids. Gene Ontology annotation, molecular function: protein binding. The record is from RefSeq and is a predicted model, not a curated record. The transcript has 5 exons. NCBI's taxonomy places the organism in Eukaryota, Metazoa, Chordata, Mammalia, Rodentia, Dipodidae.